AUGGCGAAGGCCACCGCCGCCGCCGGCGUUGUUAUCUCGGCCAGUACUAUCCUAAUAAUAAUUAUCAUUGUUAUAUCCCUCAUUUCUGUAUCAGAAACCACUGCAAGUGAUGAAGCUCUUUGGCAUAUCUACAACCAGGCUAAUAAGCUGCUGAAGAGCAAAACGACGACGGAUUCCGAGAUCAAUUUCAAUUACGAUGAGGUGAUUAGUAAAUUGGAGGAGGCGAGACUUGUUGGCGGUGCAAAUAUUAAUGAGGCUGGGAUGAAAGACGAAGAUGAAAUCGAGAGGCUACCUGGACAGCCAACGGCGGUGAAUUUCAAGCAGUACGGCGGAUACGUCUCCGUCGGCGGCGGCGCCUUUUACUACUACUACUUUGUAGAGGCUCAGGCGGAUCGUCACAAACACUUGCCGCUUCUUCUCUGGCUCAAUGGAGGGCCAGGGUGUUCGUCUCUUGGCUAUGGGGCAAUGGAAGAACUUGGACCUUUUAGGGUUCACAGAGAUGGCAAAACUCUUUACCACAAUCCCUUUGCAUGGAACCAUGUUGCAAAUGUAUUGUUUGUAGAGUCUCCUGCUGGUGUUGGAUUCUCAUACUUGAGUACAACGAUGAAUUAUACAAUAGGAGAUACUAAGACUGCUAUAAAGAAUUAUGUAUUUUUAUUAAAUUGGAUGGAAAGAUUUCCCGAAUAUAAGAACUCAGAUUUUUAUAUUUCCGGAGAAAGCUACGCCGGUCAUUAUGUACCUCAAUUAGGGCAAACGAUCCUCUAUCACAAUUUGAAAACCAACGAGACAAAAAUCAAUCUCAAAGGAAUCAUGAUUGGAAAUCCCGUGAUCAACGAUGAAACUGAUAUUCGAGGGAUUUACGAAUACUUAGGAAGUCAUGCUCUUGUUUCUGAAGAGACUACUGACCGGGUAAUGAAAUAUUGUUUCUCGACUAAUGCCACAACCCAAAUCGAUAAGUGCAAUUCUAGUCUAUUAGAAGCUGUUGGAAACACUCAAUCUAUCAACAUCUACAAUAUUUACGCGCCAGUUUGCCAUAAUUCGAGCCUCGAUGAGAAGCAUGGGAAGGCUUCAGUUAAAAUGUCGGAUCCUUGCAUUGAUAAUUAUGUGUAUGCAUACUUAAACAGAGUCGAUGUUCAAAAGGCGCUCCAUGCUAAUGUCACCAACAUUCCGUACAAAUGGCGAUUCUGCAGCGAUGAGAUUGUCCAGAAAUGGCAAUGGCAAGACAGUCCUUCAACAAUCCUUCCCAUUCUUAAGGAGUUGAUGUCAAAAGGAAUUCGAGUUUGGAUUUAUAGUGGGGACAUAGACGGAAGAUUACCUGUUACGUCCACGCAGCAUUCCAUCAAGCAAAUGAAACUUGUUACAAAAAUCCCUUGGCACCCAUGGUACCUUGCUCGACAGGUCGGUGGAUACACACAAGUGUACGAAGAAAAUCUUACAUUUGCGACAAUAAGAGGAGCGGGUCAUAUGGUUCCCACCGAUCAACCUGCUAGGGCCCUUUCGCUUAUUCGACAUUUUCUUGCAGGGACACAACUACCUUCUACAAUCCAGUAA
Messenger RNA from Andrographis paniculata, 1551 nucleotides. Its product is annotated as serine carboxypeptidase-like 40. The record is from RefSeq and is a predicted model, not a curated record. Gene Ontology annotation, molecular function: serine-type carboxypeptidase activity. Gene Ontology annotation, cellular component: vacuole. The transcript is spliced from 8 exons. Bases 1 to 1551 code for a protein of 516 amino acids. Lineage: Eukaryota; Viridiplantae; Streptophyta; Magnoliopsida; Lamiales; Acanthaceae. Gene Ontology annotation, biological process: proteolysis.